AAAAAGUACUCAUGGGUGACAAAAUACUAUAUUAACCACGACUUUUGAGCGCCACCUACUUUGUAUUUACUAUUAGGUAGAAGGACAUAUUACUUUAUGUAUUUGAUAUGGACACGUUUUUCCUGUGUCUUGACAGUCAAGUACUGACCAUCAGAUUAUGAGGAAGUGCAGCUGAAACAAAUAUUGCAGCUUUUUCCUGCUUCCGUUUUAAAGUAAACAGAAAGAGAAAGAAGAAAACCGUUAGUGAGAGAAAUGAUGACUCUCACAUUCCAAAAUAACAAUACGCAGCUGGAAGAGAAAGAACCCGGACACAACAAGCUCCGCUUUAGGCUUGUCUACAUCUUCUUCUACAACCUGCUGCAGUUCUGUGGACACACAUGGAUACUGACUAACACCAUCAUCAGGUUUCUCAUAUUUGGCCAAGAUGCCGUGGCAGACACUUUUUACACUGUCGGCCUUGUCAUGAGCCUCUGCCAACUGCUCUCCAUUUUGGAGCUUUUCCACAUCGCAGAUGGGAUUGAGGAGGCCAAACUACUUCCACGCCUCAUCCAAGUUUUGGAGAAGAACCUGCUGCUCAUCAUGCUCGUCCUGUUGGAGGAGUUUCAGAGCAAACCGGUCGUGUGCGUACAGCUCUUCUUUUGGAACAUCUUGGACCUACUGAGGUACCCUCAUGAAGUGCUGUGUGUGAUGGAUACUUCCUUCACGGUCAUGCUGUGGGCCCGCUACACGCUGUGGAUCCCAGUGUACAUCCUGUCUGCCAUCACAGAAGGGGUCACUAUAUACCAGGCAAUGCUUGCCACGGCAACGUCAGCCUCCGGCAUGCAGAAUUCCACGGAUUCCUCACACAGUCAUCAGCCGUUUGUCCACAAGGCCUCUCUGCCUCUUCUUGCUCUUGGUGUGUCGUUUACGGUGUGGCAGUCGCUGAAGGAGAGACAACAUCAGCUAGAGCGGUGGCACAAGAAGAUGAAACGAAAAUGACCACUUACCUAUAAACUAAGGAUACAAUGUA
Nerophis ophidion (straightnose pipefish) is the source of this 1009-nucleotide messenger RNA. RefSeq names its product 3-hydroxyacyl-CoA dehydratase 4 (gene hacd4). Gene Ontology annotation, molecular function: 3-hydroxyacyl-CoA dehydratase activity. Bases 253 to 978 code for a protein of 241 amino acids. The transcript is spliced from 7 exons. NCBI's taxonomy places the organism in Eukaryota, Metazoa, Chordata, Actinopteri, Syngnathiformes, Syngnathidae. The record is from RefSeq and is a predicted model, not a curated record. Gene Ontology annotation, cellular component: endoplasmic reticulum membrane. Gene Ontology annotation, biological process: fatty acid elongation; sphingolipid biosynthetic process; very long-chain fatty acid biosynthetic process.